GAUCUGUUUUUAUUGUUCACAAAAGUUCAAUCAAGUAGGAAAUGUUUCUUCAAAGCUGCAGAUUACUAACGUCUUUAAGACCACCUUUAGUCAGAAAUAUAACUAAUCGUUGUUCCCAUAUGGAACGAAAGUUGAAAGUAAAUGAUAUUGAAAUUAACAUUGUCGAAAGCGGCGUAGGAGAAAAAAGUGUUUUACUUCUACCGGGUGCUCUGGGAUCUAGUUGGACUGAUUUUAGGCCUCAAAUAGAACAGCUUCCUAAACUAUUGCCGAACCAUACUAUAAUCGCAUGGGACCCUCCUGGUUAUGGCAAAUCUAUUCCCCCAAAAAGACAAUGGGGGUUGGACUUUUUUCAUAACGAUGCACUAUACGCAGUUAAUCUAAUGAAAGCACUGAAUAGACCUAAAUUUUCAAUUGUCGGAUGGAGUGAUGGCGGAAUAACUGGCUUAAUUGCUGCUGGCCGCUAUAGAGAUAAUGUAGAGAAAUUAAUAAUUUGGGGUGCAGGAGCUUAUUUGAAUGCUGACGAAGUUAAAGCUUUAGAAAACAUUCGAGACGUUAAAAAAUGGUCAGCACGAAUGCGCGAGCCAAUGGAAGAAGUUUACGGUCCUGAACGUUUUGCUAAACUUUGGUCCGAAUGGGUAGAUGCAGUCGUACAGUUUUAUACAAAACGUGACGGAGAUUUUUGCAAACAAGAAGUUGCAUUAUUAAAAGCACCCACCUUCAUUUUGCAUGGUAAAAAAGAUCCAAUGAUUGCUGCUGAACACAUUCCUUAUUUAAAGGAGCAUAUACAAGGAGUCAAAUACUUUGAAUUUCCAGAUGGCAAACAUAAUAUACAUUUGAAAUACGCUGACGAAUUUAACAAAAUGGUGGCUGAUUUCAUAUUAGGAAAUUAAUGUUACAUAUUUGAAAUGGAUAAUCGUACUAUAUAGAACAAAAUGCAUGAUCAUUGUAAAACUUAAUAUUCUUAAAAAUAAAUUUGGUUUGGAUACA
This is a messenger RNA of Lucilia cuprina (Australian sheep blowfly), 987 nucleotides long. RefSeq names its product valacyclovir hydrolase. The transcript has 2 exons. Lineage: Eukaryota; Metazoa; Arthropoda; Insecta; Diptera; Calliphoridae. The record is from RefSeq and is a predicted model, not a curated record. The coding region runs from base 42 to 890 and encodes 282 amino acids.